This is a messenger RNA of Anolis sagrei ordinatus, 8430 nucleotides long. It is a transcript of the gene DLG5, whose product is annotated as discs large MAGUK scaffold protein 5. Gene Ontology annotation, biological process: negative regulation of hippo signaling. Gene Ontology annotation, molecular function: protein binding. Gene Ontology annotation, cellular component: plasma membrane. The record is from RefSeq and is a predicted model, not a curated record. NCBI's taxonomy places the organism in Eukaryota, Metazoa, Chordata, Lepidosauria, Squamata, Anolidae.
CCGCCGGGCCAGCGACUACAGAGGAGGCGGCCAGUUGGGCCGGCGAAAGUUAGCCAGGCGCUGAAGAGAGAGAGGAGGAGGAGGGGGAGGUCUUCCUGAGGGCUGGGAAGCGGCCGUGUUGGGCCUCCCUCUUCCCCUUCCCUCUCGGGAGCCGAGCCUUGCACCCGCGGAAAGCGAGGAAAGAUGGCUCCUUCCGAAAGCAAGACCUGUUGGGAGUGUGAGGGAAGAGGAGCAACAGUUGGACCGCUUUGCCGCCCCGCUUGGCCCUCGGCGGCGCCUUCCCUCCUCCCCCCUCGGCUUCUGCUCCUUCAAUAAUACCCCCGAACCCGGAGGGGAGGAGAGGAAGGGGCCUGAGGGAAAGUUGCUCGCCCGCCCGCCCGCCUUUGAUUGCAGGGAGUGGGCGGGGCCUGUGCUGCGGGGAAGGGAGGAAGGAGGAAGGAAGGAAGGAAGGAAGGAAGCAGGAGGAGGAGGAGGGGGCGCCCGACACAAAGCAUCCUCCUCCGCUCGGCCCCUCGCAGCCGCCUUCUCCCCCGCUGCCAUGGAGCCCAAGCACAAAGAGCUGCUGGCCCAGUGCCACCAGAGCCUGGCCCAGGCCAUGACCGAGGUGGACCAGGUGGUCGAGCUGCUGGAGGCGGCGGGCGCCCUCAGCCCCAGGGACCUGCUCCAGCUGCGGGGGGCCGGGCCCAAAGAAGGCCAAGAAGGGGAACCCGAAGCAGAGGGCCAGGGCCAGGAGGAGGGACAGGGCGGGAGGGAAAGGUCCCCCUCUUCCUCCUCCGCCGCCUCCUCCGCCGCCUCCUCCUCCUCCAAGGCCAACCUGCUCAUCCAGCUGCUCCUGGCCAAGGAUCGGGACCACUUCCAGGACCUGCGGGUGGCCCUGGAGAAGACGCAGCCCCACCUCCUCGCCAUCCUCUACCUGAACAACGCCCAGAGCGAAGAGACCGCCGGGUCUACUUACAGCGUAUUGUCCAUAAUGCCAUCAGACUCUGAAAGCAGCAGUUCUCUUAGCAGUACUGGUACAACGGGUGUGAGACCAUCAUCGCCACCUCCUGCAGUCGUGGAUGUAAGGCAGAUGAAUGAGAAACUGGAGACAAUUUUGUUUCAGCUCCGCCAAGUCACUCGUGAACGGGAUGAGUUGCGGAAGCGCCUGGCACUCUCCUCGCCUGGGUCCACCUUUGAUGACUGCAGGCCUACUCCCAAACCAAACCAUGAUUACGAACGACUGAAGAUACAGUGUAUGAAGGCAAUGUCAGACCUACAGUCUUUGCAAAACCAGCACACAAAGACACUAAAAAGAUGUGAAGAAGCUGCUAAGGAGGCUGAUUUCUAUCAUACGUUACACAGUCGUCUGCUGAGUGACCAGUCACAAUUGAAGGAGGACAUGGACACUUUGAAGCGGAAGAACAGUCAGUUGGUACGAGAGCACAAUCACCUCCAGCAGUCUUGGGAGGAAAUGAAGAGGCUUCACAAUGAGGACCAGAAAGAGAUAACAGACUUGCGCAGUCAGCAACAGCAGGUUAUGAAACAGAAUGGCUCAUCAGAGAUACUAAAUAAACUCUAUGAUACAGCGAUGGACAAGCUAGAGGGCAUGAAGAAGGAUUAUGAAACACUAAGGAAGCGGUACAAUGAGAAGAUAGCAAGCCACAAUACUGAUCUAAGCCGGUUGGAACACACGGAAGAGGAGAACAGACGUCUUCAGAAACAGAUUGACAUGUUGAUGAAACAGCGGGACACAGCAAUACAUUUCCAGCAGCAAUACUCCUCCUCUCUCAAAAGAUUUGAAUCAGUUCAGCAAGAACUCAACAAAGCCGAUUCCCAAAACAAGGAACUGGAGAGAGAGAUGGAGCGGUUGCAGACAGAAGUGACCCGGUUUAAAACUAUGCAAUUAAAAGCCGUAAAGGAUGCAGAGAAGUACAAGGAAGAGAGGGACUCUGUGUUCAGUGAGUACCGCCUCAUCAUGAGCGAGAGAGAUCAAGUUAUCAAGGAAGUAGAUAAGCUCCAAACAGAGCUGGACCUUGCAGAAUCCAAACUGAAGAAUACAUCCUCAGAGAAAAGAGUGGCUAGCGAAGAAAUGGAAGCGUUAAGACAGGAGCUGAAUUCUGCCCUAGUGGAAAGAGAUCGAGCAAUCUGUGAAAGGAAUGAACUAUUGGAAAAAUACUGCCAUGAAGUGAAAGACAAGGCUGAGGCACAGAAGGAGUUGAAUCAAGCAUGCAAGGAUAUUGAGACAGUAAAGGAAGAGAGAGAUGUGGCCAGGAAGGAAAGAACAGAAGCUAUCAUCCAGAGAGACCAUUUGCUAAGAGAAUACUACCAAGCGCGCCAGAUACAAGAUUCUGCUACACUGGAUAUAGAAAGAGCUAACAAAGAAAUUGAAAUGCUCCGAAAGCAAUAUGAGGCAAUGUCACAAGAGUUAAAAGAAGCUGUUCAGGAAGCUGAAGUAGCAAAAUGCAGGAGAGACUGGGCCUUCCAGGAACGUGACAAGAUUGUUGCAGAACGAGAGAGUAUACGGACUCUGUGUGAUAACCUAAGGCGGGAGAGAGACCGAGCAGUGAGUACCCUGGCAGAGGCUCUUCGCAAUCUGGAUGAUAUGAGAAAACAGAAGAAUGACGCUGUGCGUGAACUGAAAGAACUGAAAGAGAAGAUGGAGAAUCAGUUGGAGAAGGAAGCAAGGUUUCGGCAGUUGAUGGCCCACAGUUCUCAUGAUUCAGCCAUUGAUACAGAUUCUCUGGAGUGGGAAACGGAAGUGGUUGAAUUUGAGAAAGAUCGGGAAGAUAUGGAUUUGAAAGCCCUUGGUUUUGAUGUAGCCGAAGGGGUGAACGAGCCAUAUCUUCCUGGGGACUGCGGAAUAUUUGUGACCAAAGUGGACAAAGGAAGUAUUGCAGAUGGUCGAUUAAGAGUGAAUGAUUGGCUUCUGAAGAUAAAUGAUGUGGACCUGACCAACAAGGACAAGAAGCAAGUAAUAAAGGCAGUACUUAAUGGUGGAGGAGUUAUUAAUAUGGUUGUUCGCAGAAGGAAAUCUUUAGGAGGGAAGGUGAUAACACCGCUACACAUAAAUCUUUCUGGCCAUAAAGAUAGUGGAAUUGGCCUGGAAAAUGGAGUAUUGGUUGCUACCAUAGUGCCUGGUAGCCCAGCUGCCAAAGAGGGAUCCCUCACAGUAGGAGAUAGGAUAAUUGCCAUAAAUGGCAUUGCACUUGAUAAUAAAUCACUGACUGAAUGUGAAGCUUUGCUGCGAAACUGCAGGGAGUCUCUUACUCUUUCAUUGAUGAAGGUUUUUCCUCAGAGCUCAAGCUCAUCAUGGAGUGGUCAAAACAUAUUUGAAAAUCUCAAGGAUUCUGAGAAAAUAUCGAACUGUAGGGUUCAUGGGACUGAAGUACAAGCCCAGAAUAAAAGAAAUCUAAAACUUAACAGCUCAACCCAAACUGACAUUUUCAAUCCUGACAUAAUGGAUGUCAAGAAGGACCAGAGUGACCAAGAGGGCAGUGGUUUGUUUUGUGAUCUCAAGCAGUUCUCCAGCAAUGUUCUACACACAAGCUCUCACCGGAACACAGUCCACGGGUUCCAUAGUAGCUCUGAGCACAGCCUUGGCUCCUUUAAUCCAGAUGUGUAUGGAGAGCCCAGCUAUGGUAUUGUUAACAUGGACAGCAGGAGGCUACCAUUUGAAUCCACAGUUGCAGAUUGCAUGAUGGUGGAGAGCACUUUAGACAAAGGGCAUGGAGGGAAACACAGUGGUGGCACCUGGCCUAAAGUGGUGGUCAACAUUGCUGCAGUAGAAACAGAGAAGUUCUCUGUCUACAAAAAGCCGAAACAAAGAAAGUCUAUCUUUGAUCCUGACACUUUCAAAAGACCUCUUACCCCACCCAAAAUGGAUUUUCUGUGUCCCAGCCAGAUAUUGGGAUAUUCACCCCAGUCCUCCAAAACUGAAGCCAUAUCCACUCCACCUACACCUCCUAAGAGAAGUGAUUCUAUUAAGUUUAAACACAAACAGCAGGCAAGUGCUGCCUGUGAGUCUACAGUCAUCACAGGCUCCCCACCUCCCAGCCCAGCAACGGUUCCACCUCCUGUUUCAAUCGAACUCAAGCCAGAUAGUGGCAUUCACAAGACACAAGGAAGAUCUGGACAUUAUUACAGGGAGGAAAGUGUGGAUGCUGCACAUUUGCCUUCAAGGAAAUCCUGUGAAGACGACAUUGGUUUUCAAAGAAUAGAAGAGCCAGAGAUUAAGAGACCAAGGCCCAAAUCUGCUCCUGCGUUGAGACAUAAGCUAACCCCUGUGGUCAUUCCGAAUCCAUCUCAUCAGGUACAAAAAUACACUCCAGCAAGUGAUGAGCAUCUUUCUCCUGAGCUACAGGAAUGGCCAGCAUAUUCCCCCAAACGGUCUAGUAGGCAUAGUGAUGGGUUCGUACCUGCCUCUUUAUACCCUGGAAGCCUGUCUGCAGGUACGGUGCCAAGGAACAUCACACCAUGUCCUGCAGUAACUGCUGUUCUUAGGAAUCCUGUUUAUACUGCUUGGAGCCAUAGGGUUAGCACCACCAAUUGUCCUUCUGUUGCCAGCCAGUAUUGCCAUCAGCAUCAUCAUCCCAGUGCUCAGCACCAAGGUCGCCUGAGUCUGGACUUGAGCCACAAGCACUCCAGUGAGUGUUCUGAAAACACACGCACAAGAUCAUCACAUGGCUCAAAUUCACUACCAUCUAGUGCAAGACUUGUAGGUUCUUCCAGCAACUUGCAAUAUAGAACGGAGCGAAUAAAAAUACCUUUGACGCCGAGAUAUCCAAGGUCCAUAAUUGGCUCUGAUAGGGGUUCAUUAUCACACUCUGAAUGUAGCAGCCCAGGCCUGAUAACUCCUCCACAGUCACCACUAAACUUGGAGACCUCAUCGUUUGCCAGUAGCCAGUCACAGAGUUCACUUUCUACAAUGCCCAGGAUCUCAGUGAGUCCAGUAUCAAUAGGACAACGUCGAAAAGACAAAUAUUUGUUCCGUAAUAGGUCUUUUCUGAGAAUCCCUGUGGCUCCUAGGCCAAGGUUCUGUUCACUAAGGAGUUUGAGGCCAUAUAUGGAAGAACCACGUCAUGUGAAAGUACAGAAGGGCUCUGAACCACUUGGUAUCUCGAUUGUAUGUGGUGAAAACGGUGGAAUAUUUGUAUCAAAAGUGACGGGUGGCAGCAUCGCUCAUCAGGCUGGCCUGGAAUAUGGUGACCAGUUAUUAGAGUUCAAUGGAAUAAACCUGCGGAAUGCUACAGAGCAACAGGCACGGCUGAUUAUUGGGCAGCAGUGUGACACCAUAACUAUUCUGGCACAGUACAACCCACACAUGUUCCAGCUGGGGAAUCACUCACGAUCAAGUUCUCGACUAGAACCUGUGAGCAGUCAUUCCACUCCACAAGGCAGUGGUGCCGCCACUCCUGACAGUCAUUCCAUAAUUGACACUGUGAGCGAACAGGAUGAAGGGACCAUGACGCCCCCAUCCAAGCAAACCACUCCAACAACCAGUCCCUGUAACUCAAUGCGCAAUUCUAUGGAUGCAACCAAGAGGCCCCCUGAACCUAGGACUGUUACCCUAAAGAAGUCUCAAGUGGAACUUGGAAUUCAAAUCUGCGGUGGAAAUCUAUAUGGCAUAUUUGUGUCUGAUGUUGAAGAUGACAGCCCUGCCAAAGGCCCUGAUGGAUUGGUGCUAGGAGACGUGAUACUUGAGUAUGGUUCUGUUGACAUGCGGAAUAAAACAGCAGAGGAAGCAUAUCUUGAAAUGCUUAAGCCGUGUGAAAAUGUUAGAAUAAAAGCUCAGUAUAGAGUGGAAGAAUUUAACAAGAUCAAAGAUUUACCUGGAGACGGAUUCUAUGUCAGGGCACUUUAUGACCGUCUGGCAGAAGUAGAGCAGGACUUGAGCUUUAAGAAAGAUGACAUUUUAUAUGUGGAUGACACUCUCCCACAGGGGAACUUUGGUGGCUGGAUGGCAUGGCAGCUGGAUGAGAAUGCCCAAAAGUUGGAAAGAGGACAGAUUCCCAGCAAAUACAUGAUGGAACAAGAAUUCUACAGGAGGCACAGCAUGUCUGAAACAAAAGAUGAUAACAGCUCCACAAAGACUUCAUCAGCAGCAGCUCGAAGAUCAUUCUUUAGAAGAAGGCAUAAACACAAACGCAGUGGAUCUAAAGAUGGAAAGGAUCUGCUGGCCCUUGAUACCAUCAGCACUGACUCCAUUCCCUUCUUAGAUGACACUGUAAGCCUUGCUUAUCAACGAGUCCAGAAAGUAGAUUGUACAUCUCCCAGGCCUGUGCUCAUUCUUGGGCCAUUACUGGAUGCUGUGAAGGACAUGCUGGUCAAGGAAUCUCCAGGAAAAUUCUGCAGAUGUCCUCUUGAGGUGAUGAAAGCUUCUCAACAAGCCAUUGAGCGGGGUGUGAAAGACUGUCUAUUCAUAGAUUAUAAACGUAGGAGUGGACAUUUUGACGUGACAACUGUUGCCUCAAUAAAGGAGAUAACGGAGAAGGACUGUCACUGUCUCUUGGAUAUCGCUCCCCAUGCCAUUGAGCGGCUCCACAGCAUUCACAUUUAUCCAAUUGUCAUCUUCAUUCGAUACAAAAAUGCCAAGCAGAUCAAAGAGCAAAAGGAUCCUAUCUUCCUGAGGGACAAAGUUACACAGAAACAUUCCAAAGAACAAUUUGAAGCGGCUCAAAAAAUAGAGCAGGAAUAUAGCAAGUAUUUUACAGGGGUUGUCCAGGGCGGCCCACUUUCAACCAUUUGCACUCAGAUCAUGACGAUGGUUGAUCAAGAACAAAACAAAGUCCUGUGGAUCCCAGCCGGGCCUCUAUAAACACAUGCUGUGAAAAGACUGAAGCUCUAAGACAGAUUGUACAUAAACCAUGGAUAAGGUUUUCUGGUCCCUUAAUGGCUGCCUGUAUACUGGCUGCAAACAAGAGUUCUUCAUGAGCGAGGUGGUCCUGGAAACCAACAAGCGUAUCACUGACAGGAAUUGCUUGCAGUACAAAAAUGGACAAAUACAGAAUUUCCUUUUUACCUGAGAAGACUUUGCGAUACUGCAAAAACAGAGAGGGGGAAAGAAAAAGAAAGGAAGGAAGAAGAGAAAACUUUUUAGGAUACGUUUACACCCCCCCCCCCCCCACAAAGUACUUGGUGGUUCUUGUUUACUUGAAUAUAUUUUUUUAACUAUCUGGGUUCUUUCCUUUCCCUCCCACCUCUUUCUUCUCUGAUACAAAAACAAGAGUGGAGUUUUGAGAUGCUGAGUGAGAAUGACUUUGACAUGAAGUGUGGUUCUUUCUAUCCUUUGGUGUUUAGAAUAAACACAUGAAUUGUGAAUGGUUUUCUCAUAGGUACUUGUGUCUUGGAGUGAAUUUGGGGGCAGGGGGGAUGGAGGGAGAAGCACUUCUCCAGCACAUGGGUCAGGCCACUGUUUGUGUUGCAUAAACUCUUUUGUCACUUAAAAGUUGUUGCUUCUUUUGUGCAUGAAUUUAAUAAUUAAAUGUCACAAUGUAUCCAAUCAAACUGUGCUACUUUGUGUAUUCAAAAUACUAAUAAUGAUAAUUUUGAGUUGCUGGGCCUGCGUUUAGCAGGGAAUCAGAAGGGGUUCAUAGCUAGACCCAGAUUGCUUUAUUACAUGUAGACAGUCUAUGUAAUUGGACGCUUAUGUUUCUCAAGCUUUGUUCUUUGGAGUGUAAUAGCCAUAGGGUUUUUUUAAAAGAAAAAUAAUAAUAAUUAGAAGCACAGCCUAGGUUCUUGGAACUGGGCAACAUUUAGAGUGAUCUCAUAACUGUUAGUCAUGUCAUUGUUCUACAGAUGAUAGUAUGUGUUUUUUUUUUUGUUUAUAUAUAUAUUUUAUUACGAUUUAUAUUUCCUGCUGUACCAAAUUCCAUUGUAUUUUUUCCCCUUUUUUGCACUUCUGGUAUCAUUUUUCCAACUGUAUGUUUUUUUAUUUUCCUUUCAAAAAUGCAUGUCAUGUUUUGUAGGUACUGUAACUUUAUUGUUAAAACUUCAUUUGAAUAGGGUUGCAUUUGCGAUAACUGUUCCUAACAUUUCAUUAUAUAGUUUUUUCCCCCUUUGGCCCUUCUGUUUUUAUUUUGUCUUCUUUUUUUAUUUGCAUUAAUUAAAAAGGGAUUCUUCUUGCACAGUUGUUCUAUGACAGAAUUGGUUUGGAAAUGUUAAUCUCUGUUUUGCAGAUACUAUUUUAUAGUUCGAAAUAUGAGAGAGAGAGAAGAAAAAUGUAGAAAGGCUAUUGAUAAAUUCUUAGUUGAAAUACUGUUUAUAAGUUGAGGAACAGCAGUUAUAUAUUUUUUUCAAAGAGGGAGGGCAGAGUGGGACUUCAGCGGUACAAUUGAAAAAACCUGGUACUGUUGCAACAUUAAAUUUUCUGUACUAAAAAAGUCACUUUGUAUCAAAAAUGAAAAAGAAUUAAAGAAACGGAGUAUUGUGUUAAAUAAAGGUCAAUUUCUAUAA